Messenger RNA from Gryllus bimaculatus (two-spotted cricket), 1370 nucleotides. The record is from the annotation of a GenBank genome assembly. NCBI's taxonomy places the organism in Eukaryota, Metazoa, Arthropoda, Insecta, Orthoptera, Gryllidae.
CAAGGACUGCUAUUGUUGCUUUGUUGGCCGCGAAGCGCUGCGUCACUCCUUUGUUUUGACAAUAGCGCUGCCGGCCGGCGACUUUGGGAAGCUGAGUCGAGUCGAGUCGGAGACGGCGGCGGCCGGCGCAUUUUUCCUCGUAAAGCGCGACGGUCGCUCGGCUGUCGCUUUGAGAGGGUUCGGUGGCUGGCGACGCCGCCGCGACGCGCCUGCGACCCCCGAGGACGCCCGGGAGAAGCUUCGGGGUUCAAUGGAACUCACGGACGAACAUCUUCCCUCCUACGAGGCUUUUUCUUCAGUUCGACGCGAGCAAGUCGACGAAGGGCGCGAGCAAGCUGCGGCGGGACCUCAUCAACGCGGAGAUCGCCAACCUGCGGGACCUGCUGCCGCUGCCGCCCUCCACGCGCCAGCGCCUGUCGCAGCUGCAGCUGAUGGCGCUCGUGUGCGUGUACGUGCGCAAGGCCAACUACUUCCAGCAAGUGUUCAAGAGGCAUGACGCGGGAUUGCAUCAUAUGCCGACACCCAAUAUCGGUUUCUCCAAGGCGUUGAGCGGCUUCCUAAUGAUGAUGACGCAGAACGGGAAACUCCUCUACAUCUCCGACAACGCCGCAGAGUACUUGGGCCACUCCAUGGAGGACCUGCUGAUCCACGGGGACUCGGUGUACGACAUCAUCGACAAGCAGGACCACCAGGCCAUCCAGGCGGAGCUGGUGCGCGCGCCCCCGGCCGGCGCCGCCGACGACGACCGCCUCUUCCUCUGCCGCAUGAACGUCUCCCGCAACGCGCGCCGCCAGAUGCGCUUCGGCGACCAGAAGGUGGUGCUGGUGCAGGGCCACUUCCUGUCGUUCCUGCCGCUGUGCUCGCGCAACGAGCCCGUCUUCCUGGCCACGUGUACGCCCGUUGCCAUGCCCGAGACGCGCGAGUGCGUGGUGCAGGGCGCCACCAACGUCUUCACCUCCAUCCACUCCAUGGACAUGAAGUUCAUGCACAUCGACAAGAACGGCGAAUUCCACCUGGGAUUCCCGCGCGCCGAGCUGCAGGGCGUGUCGUGGUACCAACUGCUGCACUGGGACUGCAUGCGGGAGGCACAGAGCAAACACCGACUCAUCACGCAGUCGGAGCAGGACCGCUCGUGCAUCCUGCUGCUGCGGCUGCAGCGCCGCACGGGCGACUGGCUGUGGGUGCACUGCGUCCUGCAAGUGAAGGACAACAUGGAGAAUAGUCAGCAGCCGGUCAUCGUCUGCACCAACCAAGUCCUCAGUUCACGUCGCAGAAGUGGGCAUUACAGAUCCAGUUUGCUUUGUAUGUCGUUGCGAAUUAUUGAUGCAUCCAAGUGCCCCUUCCGUGAACUCAAACGAGCUCGAGCCUGA